Dictyostelium discoideum AX4 is the source of this 1926-nucleotide messenger RNA. RefSeq names its product acyl-CoA oxidase. Gene Ontology annotation, biological process: fatty acid beta-oxidation; fatty acid metabolic process. The transcript is spliced from 5 exons. The record is from RefSeq and is a predicted model, not a curated record. Gene Ontology annotation, molecular function: oxidoreductase activity, acting on the CH-CH group of donors; FAD binding; acyl-CoA oxidase activity. The coding region runs from base 1 to 1926 and encodes 641 amino acids. Gene Ontology annotation, cellular component: peroxisome. Lineage: Eukaryota; Evosea; Eumycetozoa; Dictyosteliales; Dictyosteliaceae.
AUGGAUGUAAAAUAUAUUAUCAAUAAAGAUCAAUUGCACCAAGCCAGAAAUAGUGCACUCCACGCUCACGAAAAGUAUUAUAAAGACUUUAGUCAAUUAUUAAAAACAAAUAUUAAUAAUAGACCAGUGAUUGAUAUGGCUAGUGAUGAACAUAAAGCCAAAACACAUAGAGAUGCGAUAGAAGUUUGUAAGAUGGGAGUUUUAGAUGUUAGAGUUAUUCAGAAAGAUCCAAAGAUAUUCUUGUCCUAUUUAACGAGUUUAUCAAGUUGUGAUAUGUCAUUGAUGGCUAAAUUAGUCAUUCAUUUCCAAUUAUUUGGUGGUACAAUCUUAGAGUUGGGUACAGAAGAACACCAUAAUAAAUACUUUCCAGAUAUUAAAACCAUGAGAAUCGUUGGUGGUUUCGGUAUGACUGAAAUGGGACAUGGUUCAAAUGUUAGACAAAUUGAAACAACAGCUGAAUAUGACCAUACUACAAAAGAAUUUAUAAUUAAUUCACCAACUCGUUCAAGUACUAAAUUUUGGAUUGGUAAUAUGGCAAAAUAUGGUACACAUAUUGUUUUAUUUUGUAGAUUAAUUUAUAAAGGUGAAGAUAAAGGUGUACAUGGUAUAGUUACACAAAUUAGAGAUUUAGAUAGUAAAAAUGUAUUUCCAGGUAUUGAAAUUGGUGAUUGUGGUCCAAAGAUCGGUUGGAAUGGUAUUGAUAAUGCUUGGAUUAGAUUUACAAAUUAUCGUGUUCCAAAAGAAAAUUUAUUAAAUAGAUUUGCAAAUAUUUCAGAUUCUGGUGAUUAUACUUGUAAAUUAUCAACACCUGGUAAAUUAUUUCAAGUUACAAUAUCUCAAUUAGUUUUUGGAAGAUUAUUAUAUAUUUGUGGACCAAUUAAAGCAUUAACAAUUACAUUAAGAACCGGUUUAACAUAUGCAUUUAAUAGAAGACAAUUUGGUGAAAAAAAUAAAAUUGAAGAAUUAAUUAUAAAUUAUCCAUCACAUUAUCAAGUGUUAUUACCAAUGUUAAGUCAUUUGGUUGCAUUCGAAUUUGCAAGAGAUUCAAUCAUUGAAAGAUUACUUGAACCAAAAACUACUGAUGAAAGAUUAGAUGAAACAAAUUCAACAAUUAGUGGUGUAAAAGCAUUAGUAAAUGAAUAUACUAUGAUUUAUUUAAAUAAAUUAAGAACUUUUUGUGGUGGUAAUGGUGUAUCAUCAUUUAAUUUAUUUGGAUAUUAUAGAAAUGAAAUGGAUAUUUUUCAAACAGCAGAGGGUGAUGGAGCAGUAUUAUAUCAACAAUUGGCUAAAUUUUUAUUAUCAGAAUAUAAGAAAUGGUAUAAGAAAGAAGGUGUUACAGGAUAUAUAAUUAAAGAGGUUCAAACUUUUUUAGCAACUAGUAAUCCAAUGUAUACUCAUACUAGAUCAAUUCCAUAUAUUCUAUCGAAUGAAUUUCAUCAUCAUGCAUUCCUUUAUAGAUUUGAACGUAUUCGUUCAACUGUAAUCGAGAAACUUAGUCAUUCAAAAUCAAAGAAAUUGACAUUCCUUCAAUCUUGGAAUGAUUCACUACUAUACAUCAUAGAUAUGGCAAAGGCUUAUUCUCAUCUUUACAUUUUAGAACAAAGUCAUCUAGCAAUUAGAAGAUGUCAAGAUCCUUCAACAAGACAUUUACUCAAUGAUUUGAUUAAACUAUAUGCUCUAUCAAAUAUUGAACAAGAUUUUGCUUUCUUUAGAAAUUGUAAUUUCUUAUCCUCUGGUAAAGCAUUUGCAAUAUCUGAUGCAAUCAAAGAACUAUGUAUUGGUAUUAAACCUUAUGCACUUCAAAUCAUUAAUUCUGAUUAUAACAUUUUAAUUGAUCCACUCUUAAAUAUUCCUUUAGCAAAUUUGGAUGGUGAUUAUAUUAAUCAUAUGGCUGAUUGUGUUGGUGUUCCAAAAUCAAAUUUAUAA